Messenger RNA from Aureobasidium subglaciale EXF-2481, 891 nucleotides. RefSeq lists its product as uncharacterized. The coding region runs from base 1 to 891 and encodes 296 amino acids. Gene Ontology annotation, biological process: L-proline biosynthetic process. NCBI's taxonomy places the organism in Eukaryota, Fungi, Ascomycota, Dothideomycetes, Dothideales, Saccotheciaceae. Gene Ontology annotation, molecular function: pyrroline-5-carboxylate reductase activity. The record is from RefSeq and is a predicted model, not a curated record. The transcript has 2 exons.
AUGAACUGUCCAUCAGGAAGGUUGAGAAUAGCUGUACUCGGUAGCGGCUUCAUGGGUACCGCAAUAAUCAAAGGUCUUCUCACCAGUAUACCCGCCAACAAUGCAAAGUCUGAAGGUCCUGUUUUGGAGAUCCAUGCUUGCGUCAGAAGUUCUGACUCCUUCUCCCGUGUUCAAACACUUCUCGGCGAUGAGGUGUCUCGUGUCAACAGUGUGACCUCGAUGGAUGAGUGGCCCGAUGCUGUUGGAAAAGCAGAUGUCGUUCUGCUAGGCAUACCUCCAGAUCAAAUCACAUUUCUCGGCAAGAAUCAACAAGUCUGCGACUCUCUUAGGGGGAAACUUGUGAUCAGUCUGUUAGCAGGGACUUCUUGCCAACAAGUCCUCGAUGCAUUGACACCUCCUCAAAAAUCAGACACUGAACCUUGCUUUGAUGUUCUACGUGUUAUUCCCAGUAUCGGAGCACAAAGUCUGGAUUCAGUGACUAUGAUUGCGGAGACAGAUCACGCCAGCACAGAGCAAAAAGCACUAGGAGAAUGGAUCUUCAAGCAAAUUGGUGGUAUAAAUUACUUACCCGAGGAUCUUAUGGAUGAAGCAACUGCUACACAUGCAACUUGUAAUGCUCUCGUCAUGCUUGCAGUGGAUGCAAUGACAGAUGCUGCUGUGGCGGAGGGAAUCCCACGGGAAAAGGCUAUGAAGUUGGUGGCGCAGAGUUUUAGGAGUGCGGCUGGGUUGUUGGAUAAUGGUAUGACGCCGGAGAGUAUGAAGGAGAGUAUGUCUGUGCCGAGGGGGAUCACUAUCAAUGCUGUGCUGGAUCUUGAGAAAGGCGGUGUUAGGACGGGGGUGCAGGAUGCUACUCGGAACGCGAUUAGGUAUACGAGGAAUAUGGCAGGGUGA